CUGCAUCUCAGCCAUGGCAUCUAUUCCCAAGCUUGUGAUUCUCCUGCUGUGCACCUGUCUUCACACUCUCCUUGCUCACGGAGGGGACGAUCUUCGCACCUACAAGGUUCUGCACGCUGGCGCUCUCAAAUCUGCCACCGUCAACUGCUCCCAGCCCCAAGUGACUCCAUCAUACGGCGGGGUCACGGUGCCGUUGCACCACCGGCACGGCCCGUGCUCGCCCUCGCCUGUACCCUCCACCAAGGCGCCGACCUUGCAGGAGAUGCUCCGGCGUGACCAGCUCCGGGCCGCUUACAUCACACGGAAGUACUCCGGCGUCAAGGGUGGCGCAGGUGACGUGGAGCAAUCGGACAUUACCGUGCCCACCACGCUGGGCACCUCCCUGGGCACGCUAGAGUACCUGAUCACCGUCGGCAUCGGCUCGCCGGCCGUGACCCAGACCAUGCUCAUCGACACCGGCAGCGACGUGUCAUGGGUGCAGUGCAAGCCUUGCUCGCAGUGCCACGCGCAGGCGGACUCGCUCUUCAACCCCAGCUCGUCGAGCACCUACUCCGCGUUCCCCUGCAGCUCCGCCGCCUGCGCGCAGCUCCGCCAGAGAGGCUGCUCCAACUCCCAAUGCCAGUAUAUUGUCAAAUACGGCGAUGGUUCGACCGGGACUGGGACUUACAGCACCGACACGCUCGCGCUGGGCUCCAGCACCGUCAAGAACUUCCAGUUCGGGUGCAGCCAGUCUGAGUCGGGCAACCUUCUCGAAGACCAGACCGAUGGGCUCAUGGGGCUCGGCGGCGGCGCAGAGUCUCUCGCCACCCAGACAGCGGGGACCUUCGGCAAGGCCUUCUCGUACUGCCUCCCGCCGACUCCGGACUCGUCCGGAUUCCUCACUCUCGGUGCAGCAACCUCGGGUUUCGUAGUGAAGACGCCGAUGCUGAGGAGUAGUGAGGUCCCGUCGUACUACGGCGUGCGCCUUCAGGCCAUCAGGGUGGGAGGCAGGCAGCUCAGCAUACCUGCCUCGGUCUUCUCC
Messenger RNA from Triticum dicoccoides, 1021 nucleotides. Its product is annotated as aspartyl protease family protein At5g10770-like. NCBI's taxonomy places the organism in Eukaryota, Viridiplantae, Streptophyta, Magnoliopsida, Poales, Poaceae. The transcript is spliced from 2 exons. Gene Ontology annotation, molecular function: aspartic-type endopeptidase activity. The annotation marks the transcript as partial. Gene Ontology annotation, biological process: proteolysis. The record is from RefSeq and is a predicted model, not a curated record.